Mercurialis annua (annual mercury) is the source of this 864-nucleotide messenger RNA. RefSeq lists its product as uncharacterized. The transcript has 5 exons. The record is from RefSeq and is a predicted model, not a curated record. NCBI's taxonomy places the organism in Eukaryota, Viridiplantae, Streptophyta, Magnoliopsida, Malpighiales, Euphorbiaceae. Bases 236 to 688 code for a protein of 150 amino acids.
UUGCUUCACAAAAUUAUCUUCACGUGCUCUCUGCUUCUUACUAAAAACCUUAUCCAUCAAUUAAUCCCUCUGCUGCUUCCUCUUUUUUGUUUAUUUGGGGUCACUUGUGAGGUCGUUAUUGCUGCUGCUGCUGCUCCUAUAUAUCUAUAUCACAUACCGUUUUGUUCGUUGGUGGUUGACCAACAACCGUUUUUUCUUCUGAGAAACGCCGUCGUAUUUUGCUUAAGCUAUAGCCAUGGAAAAUAAGAGACAGUCGACUGGUUCAUCUUCUUUGGAUCAUCUUUUUGGCCCUAAAGACUCGUCUGCUGCUUCUUCUUCUUCCAGUGUUUUCGGGUCCAUCUUCUCUUCUCCAUCAACGGGGCUGGGGAGAGAUUCUGCAGGAAUUAUGGGAAAUCAAGCUGGGAAUAGUAAGUAUGGAAAUUCAGUAGCUAAUUACUCUCAAAGCAACAAAGGAGGGAAUGGCAAAGAUUCGAGUCCUUCAAAUUAUCAAAAUGAAACAGCAGAACCAUGUUAUUUCAGCUCAUCAAUUUACUAUGGUGGCCAAGAAAACUAUUCUCCAAGGACCAAGAAUUCAGAAUCUCAUACUAGUCAACAGUUCAAGAAAGAUGACAAAAAUGAUGAUCCUAAUGGAAAUAAUUCCAACACUGCUUCAAGAGGAAAUUGGUGGCAGGGUUCUCUCUAUUACUAGAUCCAACCACUUAGUCAAAACAAAGAAAAAUCAGUAUCAAAAGCUAAUUAAGGAGGAUUAAUUAUGGAUAUAUAUGUAUGAUCUACCUUAAUAUAUAUAAUAUGGGAAUAAAAAGAUGAAAUUAUUAUAUUACUUGGGAGUAAAAUAUGGCAGAAGCUGAAGCAUUUUGUGUUGGA